This is a messenger RNA of Rotaria sordida, 384 nucleotides long. Lineage: Eukaryota; Metazoa; Rotifera; Eurotatoria; Philodinida; Philodinidae. The record is from the annotation of a GenBank genome assembly.
AUGGUUAUCUUAACUGGUUAUCAGGAAGCAGUGAAUAAAUUGGCUAAUGCAGAAGUAGCUUUUGUUGGUCGUUUAACAAGUGUUACUCCAAGUUUAUCAAUAUGUUCAACACCACCUGUAAAUCAUUAUACACUUAAGUUUGAAAAUGAAUUACGACCAUUAAAAGGUUCUAUAGCAACUAUAUAUGAAUUUCAUUAUGAGCAGAAAAUGAGCGAGGAACAAAUAUUAAAUAUUAGCGAUACAUUAGAUAUAACACACAAUAGAAAAGCACCACAACCAGGUCAACUAUAUGUUGCCAUACUUCACGCUGAUAAUAAUACUAUUGAAACAUUAAUAGCUAUUGAGGAACAUGAUGUACCAUUAUUACAAACAUCAACAAAAUAA